AUGGUCGGAAAGCGAGCAUUCAAUAGCGGUCGCCGACCCGAAACCCCAAAAGACCCAGACGAUCUCGAGUCGGGCCACAAGUAUAGACGCUUCCAGGGCUUCAGAGAUGCGGUCGAGUACGCCAUGGACCGCCAAACCACGGCCAGCUUGAAGGCCGAGUUGCUCAAGGGCGUCAAGCAAGGGGCUUUCGAGAAGGCCAGGAAGAGUGACGAGGAGCUGAAGGCCAUCAAGAACAAGAAACUGCGCCACUUCUACCAGAGCCAGAAUGCGACGCUGAACGCGUGGGCCGAGGUCGACACCAUUGUGCUCGCCGUGGCGGACGAAGUGAUGGAAAGCAUGAAUACCGACGCCGACCACGACGGCAUCCGCGAACGCGAAGGCAGACUGCAACACGUCGAGGAGCACGUCGAAGAGAUGCUGCCGUACAAGGUGCAGGAGGAGCGAAGAAAAGCCGCCAGGCGUGCCAGAUGGGCCAUCAACAUCAAUGUCAUAGCCAACAUCAUCCUGCUCGUCGCAAAGGGAGUUGCGGCCCUGAAGUCUUCCUCGCUCUCCCUCAUCGCCUCCCUGCUGGACUCGGCCCUCGACCUCCUGUGCACCGCCAUUGUCUGGACCACGAAUCGCCUGGUCUCGUGGAGACUCUCGGCACUGGCCAGGAAGUUCCCCGUCGGCCGACGGCGGUUCGAACCCGUGGGGAUUCUGGUCUUCUCCAUCAUCAUGGUCAUCUCGUUCCUUCAGGUCCUGCAGGAAUCCGUCGAGAAACUCCUUCCCAGCGGCAACCACGAAAUCGCCACGCUCCCAGCCCUGGCCAUUGCCUCCAUGGCCGGCACCGUCGGCCUCAAAGGGCUCAUCGGACUGGGCUGCAUCAAGAUCAAGACCACCCAAGUGCAGGCUCUGGCCCAGGACUGCAAAACCGACGUCUACUUCAACACCCUCUCGUUGCUAUUCCCGCUCAUCGGCAAACACGCCGGCGUCUGGUGGCUGGACCCCCUGGGCGCCGCCCUGCUUUCUCUGUACAUCAUCUACGACUGGGCCGACACCUGCGUCGAGAACGUCACGCGCCUGUGUGGCCUGGCCGUCGACGAGUCCCUGCACCAGAAACUCAUCUAUCUCGGUUUCCGUUUCAGCAACCUGGUGUCCGGCUUCAAAUCGGUCAUGGCCUACCAUGCCGGCGACGGCGUCUGGGCCGAGUACGACAUUUUGCUGGACGGCGCGACGCCUUUGCGCCGUACCCACGACAUCGCCGAGACCUUGCAGUAUUGUGCUGAAGCCUUGGACGAAGUCGACCGUGCUUUCGUCACCACCGAUUAUUCCGUGCAAAACCCUGGCGGACACACGCGAGAUGUGAGAUAG
This is a messenger RNA of Capronia epimyces CBS 606.96, 1350 nucleotides long. RefSeq lists its product as uncharacterized. Gene Ontology annotation, molecular function: monoatomic cation transmembrane transporter activity. Gene Ontology annotation, cellular component: membrane. The coding region runs from base 1 to 1350 and encodes 449 amino acids. The record is from RefSeq and is a predicted model, not a curated record. NCBI's taxonomy places the organism in Eukaryota, Fungi, Ascomycota, Eurotiomycetes, Chaetothyriales, Herpotrichiellaceae. Gene Ontology annotation, biological process: monoatomic cation transport; transmembrane transport. The transcript is spliced from 3 exons.